GCGAAAGCUACCGCAAAAUUAAUUAUCAGUGAAAUUCCACAUUUCAAACAGUAAUCAUGAGAUUUUCCACAGUUAUUUUUGUUUUGCUCCCCUUGACGAUCGAAGCAAAACGAUUUUUCAUUCCAAAUUUUAAGACCAAUUGGCACAAGGCGCACGAGUUUUGCAUAUCGCUGGAGAUGAGUUUGGUGUCGGUGGAAUCGCAGAACGAUCACAACGAGCUGGUAAAGUUCACCAAGCGAACGGAUAAAUUCUCAAACGCUUCCCGAUUUUGGAUUGGCGCCAGCGAUCUGGCAGAGGAAGGGGUCUACACUUGGGUCUCCAGUAGCAGGCUGGUCACGUUUACCAACUGGGCGGAGGGAGAACCAAACAAUGGGAACCAGUCCGAACACUGUAUCGAAAUGAUCCACAAUACCUACGUGAACAGAAUUUGGCAGUGGAAUGAUAUCGAUUGUCGUGGCUUUCAGGCGUAUUUCGUUUGCGAAGAUCGAACGUGUAUCUCGGAGUUUUGAUAGUUUGAUAAAUUAAAGAUUAUGUUAUAC
Molecule: messenger RNA, 539 nt
Organism: Armigeres subalbatus
Lineage: Eukaryota; Metazoa; Arthropoda; Insecta; Diptera; Culicidae
Product: low affinity immunoglobulin epsilon Fc receptor-like
Exons: 2
Coding region: 57-509 (150 amino acids)
Molecular function (GO): signaling receptor activity
Source: RefSeq, a predicted model, not a curated record